CACACCUGGAGGGAUGUAAGUAAGAUACCUUGAACACAAAUUACCCAGUGCUUCAUCCUCACUUUGCUUUCUGACUCCCCUCUGGACAUCAUGAAGACCUGUCUACUCUCCGCUCUUCUGCUCUUUAGCUGCUAUGCCUUUGCAGUGGGAGCACCACCACAGCAGCAAAGGGGCCCAAACUGCAGGACUCAUCCCACUGACCUGGUAUUCAUCGUAGACAGCUCACGUAGUGUACGGCCUUCUGAAUUUGAACAAGUCAAAGUCUUCUUGUCUCAGGUCAUCGAGUCUCUGGAUGUCGGUGUAAAUGCCACAAGAGUCGGAGUCCUCAAUUAUGCCAGCUCUGUCAAAAAUGAGUUCUCCCUCAAAACCCACAAAACUAAAGCUGCGUUGCUUCAGGCAGUCAAAAAAGUCCAGCCUCUGUCAACCGGUACAAUGACAGGCCUUGCCAUUCAAUAUUCCAUCAACCAGGCUUUUACUGAAGGCGAAGGGGCACGUCUCAGAUCACCAGGUGUCAAGAAGGUAGCCAUUGUGGUAACAGAUGGCCGACCUCAAGAUGGUAUAAAGGAUGUCUCUGCUAGGGCUCGUGAGAGUGGUUUGGAGCUGUUUGCCAUUGGAGUAGGACGUGUUGAUAUGACCACUCUUCGUCAGAUUGCCAGUGAGCCCCUGGAUGACCAUGUGGACUAUGUGGAGAGUUACAGUGUAAUUGAGAAGCUCAGCAAGAAGUUCCAAGAAGCAUUCUGUGAAAUGGCUGACCUCUGUUCCACUGGAGAUCAUGACUGUCAGCAGAUAUGCGUCAGCACUCCUGGAUCUUACACUUGUGCAUGCAGGGAUGGAUACACAUUAAAUGAAGAUGGCAAGACCUGCAAUGCAUGUGGUGCAUCAGCUAUUGAUCUUGUAUUUCUAAUUGAUGGAUCCAAGAGUGUGCGCCCAGAAAAUUUUGAACUUGUCAAGCAAUUUAUCAACCAGGUUGUGGAAUCCUUGGAUGUUGGAACUACCAAGGCACAUGUCGGUGUAGUUCAAUAUUCCAGUUCAGUAAGACAGGAAUUCCCAUUGGGCAGAUUUAACAGUAAGAAAGAUAUUAAAUCUGCAGUAAAAAAGAUGGCUUACAUGGAAAAAGGCACCAUGACUGGCCAAGCCAUCAAAUAUCUCAUUGACAACACAUUUACCAUCUCCAAUGGAGGAAGACCUGGUGUAUCCAAAGUUGGCAUUGUCUUUACUGAUGGUCGUUCCCAGGACUACAUCAAUGAUGCUGCUCUGAAAGCAAAGGAACUAGGUUACAAGAUGUAUGCUGUCGGUGUGGGCAAUGCUGUGGAGGAUGAGCUGAGGAUGAUUGCCUCAGAACCUGUGGGUGAACAUUAUUUCUACUCAGCUGAUUUCAAGGCCAUGAAGGAAAUUGGCAAGAAACUUCAGAUGAAGAUUUGUGUGGAAGAGAACCCCUGUGAAUGUGAGGCAAUUGUGAAGUUCCAGACCAAGGUGGACGAGCUCAUCCAGUCAUUAACAAGGAAAAUUGAAGCUGUAUCCAAAAGGCUAACUGCUCUGGAGAAUAAAAUCACUGUGUGAAGAACCCUUGAUCUGCUCUUCCUUGAACAUCCAGGAUCCACCCCAUGGCUCCCAGAUCUAUAGUUACAAAAACAAAAAUCAAACCCUCCAUCUAGCCUGCACAAAGAGUGCCUAAUUCUCUGAACUGUUACAUGGAUGAAACAUUGUAGGUUAUUGAUGAGAGGAAAUUACCAUCUCUGAUGUAAAAAUGAUAUCUCGAAUGAAAAGAGCAAACAAGAUCUUGUGAAAUAUGUUGUAUGCAAAGUAUGCAGAAACAACCUCUGCAUGGAAUUGUAAAAAAGGAAUAGAUACACAU
Molecule: messenger RNA, 1855 nt
Organism: Rana temporaria (common frog)
Lineage: Eukaryota; Metazoa; Chordata; Amphibia; Anura; Ranidae
Gene: MATN1
Product: matrilin 1
Exons: 8
Coding region: 91-1560 (489 amino acids)
Molecular function (GO): calcium ion binding
Source: RefSeq, a predicted model, not a curated record